This is a messenger RNA of Daucus carota subsp. sativus, 2690 nucleotides long. RefSeq lists its product as uncharacterized. Bases 1528 to 2412 code for a protein of 294 amino acids. NCBI's taxonomy places the organism in Eukaryota, Viridiplantae, Streptophyta, Magnoliopsida, Apiales, Apiaceae. The record is from RefSeq and is a predicted model, not a curated record. The transcript has a single exon.
UUAUGUUAUAUCACACUACUGGGUGCCUGAACCCAAGUCAGCAGUCGGCAUAAAAAGGGCAAGGAUUCACAUACAAUCCUGUAGCUGCUUCUGCAUAAAAUAGAUGGUACUACAGCAACUAAAUUAUGUUUACUGACAAGUUCCAAGGUAAGUAAAUAUGCAGGCAUCAAUCGCAGGAAUUUAGGAUGCCAUGAGAAACUCAAGUGCGGGGUCAUCAUGUUAUCAAACAUUUACCACCCGUGUUGCCAGUUUCGUCCCUUUCUAACCUGGCCCUACCAGCUUAACUUUGAUGUAAAGACUUAUACAGUAUGCAUUUUCCAUCCUCUAGUUUUAGCUAGAUACAUUAUUAUGUACCAAUAAUUUAAUGGUUUGUUUGAAAAUCUAGAUUUCAUUUGAAACUUUGGAUUUGAUUAAAUAACCUGUUUGAGAAUUUGGAUUUGGAUUUCAUUUGAAAUCUAGACAUUUAAAUAUUAGUAUAAAUUUGAGAAUUUGAAAUGACAACUCAAAUUUUAUCAUUUGAAAUUCAGUAUUUGAAAUGAAAUGUUUGUUUCCAAACGGCAAUCAUUUUACAUUCCUUAAUUUCAAAAGUCGGACUUUUUAGACAUUUUCUUGGUGAUGUUUUGAUCAUUACCGUGAGUAUAUUAGAUAUAAUAGGCAUCUCAUCUUCUCUUUCUCAUUUUUAUCAUUAUCAAAGCAGGAGGUCAGAAUUUUUCUCGAUCAAAUCCAAAGUGAGAGAAGACUCCCUUGCCUCCCUCUGAUCGUGCUCCCCAUUCAAUGAAAAAGUUUCAUAUAAUUUUUAGUUAAAGAAAUUAUUGAUGGUGAAAUGUAUUUAUCCUGAAUCAAAAAGGUGGUGAUUGCAUAUAAAUCUUAACGUAAAUCUGUAUAGUAUUCAGUAUAAUCCACUACUCCAUUAUUUGAUGGCAUCACCCAACUGAAAUGGACAAAUUUGUGAUUGACCUGGGCGUGGCUUUGGCAGAGCUUUUUCUUCUUUACGCAGGUAAAGAAGGCUGAAAUUUAUGUUGACUUUUUGUAUUCUUCCUGUUAGGGGAAUCGUAUCUUUAUGGCUAAACUAUUCUCUGCGGUGCAUAGGAGUAUGAUGAACAGAAUAGAUAUGUAAGGUAAAUUUAGUAUAGGGGGGCUCCCACUUCUGAAAAGUGGAUUACAUGUAAAAUCCUUUAGGUUUGUAGUGUUUUGUGCAAAAACCAAAGGUGGUGGUGGAGCCUUUGUGUGUUGCAGAAAUUUUGCCUCUUCACAUCACCUGUGUAUUUGUCUUGCUGCUUCUUCUUUAUCAACUUGUCCAGGGCCUUUCCCUUUAUUCAAACCCAUAUCUACACUAAAAAAGUAAUCAAAAUAGUGAAGAAUUAUAAAUUUAAUUGACAAGCUUUUUUCCCUACACUAUAAAGCACAAAGAAGAGAAACAAGAACACUAUCCUCUUCUUGUGAUAGUCUUUAAAGAUAGUUGUGAUUAUUGGUUUUAGCCCAGACUAUCUCGUAAUCCUGGUACUGAUUGUGGAAAAGGGCGAAGGUAUGAAGGGUGUUGGUUCAAAAGCAAUAUCAAGUCCAAGCAGAGGAGAGAAUUAUCCAGCUCCACUAAUAAUGAGGUUUCUGAAGAGCAAUGCGGGAAGCAGAAGCAGAGGAGGAGGAGCGAGGCCGCGGUCAAGUCCAAUGUUUGUUGUCCGAAAGAAGAAUGUAGCAGCCACAAUCGAAACUCAAGAACCAUCUUCUCCUAAAGUCACCUGUAUCGGUCAAGUUCGUGUUAGGCAUUCAAAGAAGUUCAAUUCUACAAAACGCGGCCAGUUAAAACAAUCUCAGGGGACGUGUACUUGCUUCUCUGUCGCAAAAUGCAGCUUUAGAAAUUCAGCAAUAAAUUUGAAAAAAUGGGCUUCAUUUUUCAGGUUCGGCUUCCGCAAAAACGUCGAUAGUAGAGAUAAUUCAGCAAAAUCAGAAUUAGAUCACAGGGGUCAUAUUAAUGAUGCCGAGACAGAGAUGACUGGCAAUGAAGGCAACGAGGCUCAACUCGAAGAAAAAGAAGACACUGAGGAGGUUUCAAGAGGUGCAAAACCUCCCCCAAGGAAUGCAUUGUUGUUAACGCGUUCCAGGUCUGCUCCUUUCAGGUCUUCGUCUCUGGCUGUCCAAUUAUGGGGAGAAACCAACAAUGACAUAGCAGACGUAGUGAGGAUGAGAAGAUGUUUCCGCGAAUUUGAUCAUCGAGAGAAAGAGAGUGAAAAACAGAUGAGCAGGAAAUUAGGAAUUGAUGAAGAAGGAAGUGAAGAAAUUUGUGCAAUGGGGAAGCUGGCUGAAGGAGAUUCGAGUAUUGGAAAGAGCAUGGAAAGAUUAGGCAUGCCUCAUCCGCUUCUUCUUACAAGGUGUAGAUCAGAAUCAGCAUUGAAAACCAGGAAAGGGCAAGCCUAACAGGGCCUGGUUGAGUGUCAACUUUUUGUUUACCUCCUGCUUUAAAUUGUAAUUAGGCAGUACAUUAGUUGUAUACCAGAAUUAUACUUCAACGUUGGCAAGUCUGUAGGUUGGGAGGGUUCGGAUUAUAUUUAUAGGUGAGAAUUGGAAUGGAAAUGGAGAGUACUAAUGAUUUAACAUUCCAACGAAAAUAAAAUAAAAUCUUAACUUUAUUGUAUUAUGAAUAGACAUUACUGAACAAUAGCCAGCAGAGAUGAGAAUGCCUUUUCAUUUAAUAU